This is a messenger RNA of Oryzias melastigma (Indian medaka), 1127 nucleotides long. RefSeq names its product heterogeneous nuclear ribonucleoprotein L. Gene Ontology annotation, biological process: mRNA processing; regulation of RNA splicing. Gene Ontology annotation, molecular function: mRNA binding. Gene Ontology annotation, cellular component: nucleus. The record is from RefSeq and is a predicted model, not a curated record. Lineage: Eukaryota; Metazoa; Chordata; Actinopteri; Beloniformes; Adrianichthyidae.
AGCUCUAUAAGUGGCACACUGUGUACCAAUACUUUAUAUGCAAAAUAAAUCAGAACUAAUUCCAACAACUAAAUUUCUUUUUGUUUUUCUGUUUGUUCAGAGGGACCAAUAAGGGCUCUAAGUUCAAAAGACUGUAAUUUUCUGUAAAGGAUUAAACGGUCCAGGCUUUACAGGACUAAUAUCAAAGAUUCGUGCUUCUCUGAUACAUUUACGGCUCAUCGGCAAAGAUCGUCAAACGGAUUUAGAGUUCUUUAAUGAGUUUGAUGAUAAUUGCGAUGGAUGAGUCAUAUUGCUAAAAAAUAAUCAAAAAUCUUUCUAUCAUAAAUUAAACAACGUGAUUUAAAAUUAGUUUAAUGUCGAUAGCAAGUCCUUGUUUUGAAGCAAAGGCAAGAACCAGAGCGUUUAGCUUUGAAUAACCAAGAAACGGAGGCGAGCUUAAAAACAUCCAAUCUUCCCCACGGAACCUGAAUGCAGCACGCGCUGGGUUGACGGAACGGGACAACAUGGCUGCCGCUUCGGGCCGCUACCACGGAGACGGCGGCCGAGCAUCGAAAAGACUGAAAACGGAGGACGGAGGGAUGACAACGGAGAGCUACGAUGAUCCGCACAAACCGCUGCCCUCCCCGGUGGUGCACAUCAGGGGGCUGGUGGAUGGAGUCAUGGAGGCGGACCUGGUGGAGGCCCUGCAGGAGUUUGGCGCUAUAAGCUAUGUGGUCAUGAUGCCCAAGAAGCGGCAGGCCCUGGUGGAGUACGAGGAUGUGAACGCUUCCUGCAACGCUGUGACGUACGCGGCAGAAAACCAGGUCUACAUAGCAGGCCACCCCGCCUUCAUCAACUACUCCACCUCACAAAAGAUCUCUCGUCCUGGAGACUCAGACGACACGCGAAGCGUCAACAAUGUCCUGCUUCUCACAAUCCUGAACCCCAUCUAUCCCAUCACUACGGAUGUUCUCUACACCAUCUGUAACAAUUGCGGUCCCGUCCAGAGGAUCGUUAUCUUCAGAAAGAACGGCGUUCAGGCCAUGGUCGAGUUCGAUUCAGUCCAGAGUGCCCAGAGGGCUAAAGCCUCUCUGAACGGAGCGGACAUCUACUCUGGCUGCUGCACUCUGAAGAUUGAAUAUGCCAAG